This is a messenger RNA of Heterostelium album PN500, 1002 nucleotides long. RefSeq lists its product as uncharacterized. The record is from RefSeq and is a predicted model, not a curated record. NCBI's taxonomy places the organism in Eukaryota, Evosea, Eumycetozoa, Acytosteliales, Acytosteliaceae. The transcript has 2 exons. The coding region runs from base 1 to 1002 and encodes 333 amino acids.
AUGACAAUACUUCAAAAUCAUAUCUAUAAAAAAAUAAUAGAAUAUCUAUGGUUUGAAAAUAAAAAGAAUAGAAGGUUUGCUCGAUCACUUAGUAUGAUCAAUUGGUACUUUCACGGUGUCAUUUGUUCGCUGAAUACAAAGUUUAGUGGUAGAUACAAAAGAAUAGAAAAGUUGUUGAACCAUCAUUACCAGAAACCAAACUCAAGAGAUAAGCUUAACAGGUGUGCACUCUUUAACAAUUUGACGGAAUUGGAUUGUGCUACCGGUGCACUCAGAGAUGUCAGUAUGGAUGCUCUAAAGAUGAUCGCUCCGAAUCUUCGUUCUCUAAAGUGUGGUCACGGCGACAUCAGGAUGAUGAUCAAGCUCGGAGUUAAACCAGAGUAUUUCAGUUGUCCAGUGUUGGAACACUUGCUAUUCCGCUUCAACUUGUUUUUCGAUCGUGAACCAGUCGAUGCUACACCGGCAUUCCAAGUGCAGCUGAUCAACUACCUCAAGAAACACCGAAUUCUCAAGAGUUUCCACAUCGAUUGUGAAUUCAAUGAUGGAGCGAAAUGCGUAGAGUUCCUCUUGCAGGACACAACGAUCGAACGACUCUCCAUGGAUUGUAUCGACUAUUGCUCGCUGGUAUCGAGAAACAACUUGUACAAGAUGAAGACAUCGGUAAACGACCGAAAGUUAGAGAUGCUCGCUCGUGUUCACCACUUGAAACUUGGUCGCGACCUCGAUAAUACAUUCAAAGGAAUCACCAGACUCUUAAAUAGACAACAACAAUAUGGAUUCAAGGCAGACAGAGUUUUGAAAUGCAGCGUCAAAAUGACAGGUGAUCAAAUCGAACCGGAAUUCAUUGAAACUCUCAAGAAUAACAGAUCAAUACGUAGAUUGUACCUAAAUAUCCGUGAUCCAACUGACAAAACAGCAAACUUUAAAUUUAUUAAACAAAUCAAUGAUAUCAUUCAAGAACAUCCUACCAUCGCAAAUAAAUCAAAGUGGUUUUAUCAAUAG